GGAGCGGGGAGGAGGAGGAGCGGCCCGGCCUCGGCUCGCAGGCUUCGGAGCGGGGAGAGCGGAGCGGGGGGGUGGGGAGAGAGACGGACGGCGGGGGAGUGACAGACGGACAGAGAGAGAGAACGAGGCAGGAAUCAGGCGGCGGAAGGGAGAGAGAGAAGCCUAGGACGGAGGGCCGGAGAGGAGAAGUAAAAGCCAGGGAUGGCCAUGAUAGAAGUUACAGUGAAGACUCUGGACUCUCAGAGUAGAACCUAUGAAGUUGAAGAAGAGUUCACAGUCAAAGAAUUCAAAGACCACAUCUCCAGCUCAGUGAACAUCCCAGCUGACAAACAGAGGCUCAUUUACCAGGGCCGUGUCCUGCAAGAUGACAAGAAGUUGAAAGAUUAUGAUGUGCACCACAAAGUCAUCCAUUUGGUGGAGCGCGCUCCGCCACAGGCGCAGCCGGCGGCGGGAGGAACCUCGGCGGCGGGCACGUCCGUGCCGCACCCCGGUGGAGUGCGAGGGACGCCGGCUGGACCCCAUGACCGGAAUGCCAACAGCUAUGUCAUGGUGGGCACCUUCAAUUUGCCAGUCAACCUUCUAGACCCUCAGCAGAUACAGCAAUCAGUGCAGCAGGUGAUGGCAGGUUUGGGUGAGGCUGGUCGAAGUGCACGAGUCACAACUUCCACCGGGAGUGAAGGAUCAUCGGUGGAUGUACACAUCAAUGUGGAACAGAGUCCCAUCCAGAGUGAGCCACGAGUUCGCCUGGUGUUGGCACAGCACAUGCUGAGGGACAUUCAGGGUAUCUUGAACAGGCUGGAGGGUCAGGCAAAUGGCACUCAGCAGGAGUCGGCACAGAGCCCUGCGGAUUGCCACAGACGCUGUAGGAGAGCCAGCACCGCCAGCUGCACCAGUAGCUGGAGAGACCAUGGAGACAUCCAGCACAGAGCCUCAAGUAGCUCCGGCUACCCUGCCUCCGGAACCCCCACAGAAGGGACCGUUGAGGAGGGCACGAGUACCUCAGAGGGCACCGAACCAAGCGUGGGCUUGUCGUCGGCGACCACACAGACUGAGGAAGCCCCGCCUGGGCCCAAUCACCCAUCCCCUACAGAGUACCUCGAGGUCCUGAUGGAGCUCCAGCGGGUAGAGUCGAGAUUGCAACUCGUGCAGAGAUACCAGGAGAUCCUGAGCACGGCCACAACCGCAGACUACAACAACAAUACUGAGAGCAGAGAAGAAGACCAAAGGAUCAUCAACCUUGUCGGGGAAGCCCUUCGUUUCCUGGGCAACACCUUUGUGGCUCUGUCCGACCUUCGCUGUAACCUGGCAGCCAAUACCCCUCGCCACCUGCACGUGGUGAGGCCGAUGUCCCAUUACGCUUCACCCGUGGUGCUGCAGCAGGCUCUGCCCAUUCAGCAGAUCAAUGUCGGAACGACGGUCACCAUGACGACAACGGCAACCGGGUGCAGCCACAGCGCGAGGGACAGUCUCCAGCCCCAGCGACCACCAAUGCGACUCCUCCUGCACAGUCGCCGGCCACAGGAGACGCAGGAAGCCCCAGAGAGCCAGGGGCAGCAGGGCCAAGGCCAGGCCCCCCACCCCCGGGUCAUCCGCAUCACUCACCAAACCAUGGAGCCCGUCGUCAUGAUGCAGAUGAACCUACAAGGAGAUUCGGCCACACAGGGGAAUCCUUCUGCAACAGCCUCUUCUGCCACAGGGACCUCCGGACCAGGUGGGAUGCCACACAUUCAGAUCCCAGGGAUGUCGCCGGAAUUCAUGCAGACCAUCAUGCACCAGAUUACUCAGCAAGCCAUGGCGGCAGCCGGGGCGAGCUCGGGGCAGCAGGUGACGGGGUUUCAACCUUCUCCAGCCCGUGUGGUGAUAACCAGACCUCCGCCUCCUCCCCCACGACAGACUCAGCCAGCACCUGGGCCACAGCCGGGAGUGCAGGUUCCACCUGGCCCCGCUCCUGCUGUUGCUCCCCCUCCUGGCCCGGCCACCCUGGCACAGAUGAUUACCGGGCUGGUGGGGCAGCUUCUGAUGCAGCCUGUUGUCUUUGGCCAGCCCACGACCACAGGAGGCAGCUCCACGGCCACCACUGACACCAGCUCGGCGUCCGCCUCCACUACGGCCGGGAGAGCAUCCACCUCCACCACCAACUCCACCGGGACCACCACCACCAGCUCGGCCACGGCGGACACCGGCACCCACCCCACCGCCCAGCCCGACGUCCAGCUCUCGCAGCUCUUGGGCACCCUGCUGGGGGCGGCCGGUACCAGUGUGGGCAGUGUGGCCAGCAUGGGCUCGCCCACCAUCACCGUGACCCUGCCGGGAAUGCCGGCCUUCGUGCAGGGAAUGACUGAGUUCAUGCAGGCAGCCCAAGGAGCAGCGACGGUCCCUCAGCCCCCUGCCCAGGGCACUCCCCAGCAGGCACCUCCGACUCCGGCUCCGGCCCCGCCCCCGCCUCAGGUCCCGCCACAGCCGAGCCAGGAGAGGGAGAGCAGGCAGCAGGCGGGGGCGGACACCCUGACGCCGGAGUUCUUCACCAGCGUGGUGCAGGGCGUGCUGUCCUCCAUGAUGGGCUCGUUGAACGCCCAGCAGGGGAGCACGGAGAGCAUCGCCGACUUCAUCCAGAGACUCAGCGGCACCAGCAACAUCUUUGAGCCGGGUGCGGAUGGAGCCAUAGGGUUUUUCGGAGACUUGCUCUCGCUCAUCUGCCAGAACUUCUCCAUGGUGGACAUGAUCAUGUUGCUUCACGGCCAGUUCCAGCCGCUGCAACGGAUCCAGCCCCAGCUCAGCCGAUUCUUCCAGGAGCAAUACCUCAACAACCAGGAACCGACGGAGCAGAACAUCCGGGUAUCAACAGACAUGUUGAUAAAUGGUUUGGAGGAAUACAUCCAAGAAAGUUUUGCGUCUGUUGUGGUACGUGAUGAUGUGGACAUAACGCGGACAAACUUGGACUUCCUGCGGGAGCAAUUCAACAGGAUAGCCACCCACAUUCUCCAGUGCGCUGAUGCCACAUUUGGUCACCGACUUCUGGAGUUGUGUAAUCAGGCGCUGUUUGAGUGUUUGGCACUGAAUCUCUACAGUCUCCGUGGGGAGCAGAGUGCACUGACCAACGUGAUCAAUGACAGGAUCCGCCGAAUGUCUGUGGACGUGAACCCCUCGCUGGUGAACUGGCUGACCACCAUGAUGGCAAUGCGACUGCAGGUGAUCAUGGAGCACAUGCCGGUGACGGAAGAGCAGAUCCUGCAGUACGUGAGGAGGAGGGAGCCUCGGCCGCAGGAGGCAGAGCCACAGCAGAGCGUCCCAGAGGAACACACAGAGGAUCAUCCCAUGGAAUCUGAAGAGACUGUGCAAGAAGUGCCACAGAGGAAGGACUCGACGGCUUCUCCUGCUCCGGCCACCACCGCGGAGGAGGUGAUGUCGACGGAGCCAGCGGUGUCCAUGGGUGCCGACACCACGCAGAGGGAAGGAGCCGAGGCGGAGCCUUGGGUGGCUGCUGUUCCGCCGGAGUGGGUGCCCGUCAUCCGACAGGACAUUCAGAACCAGAGGAAGAUGAAGCCACAGCCACCUCUCAGUGACGCCUACCUCAGCGGCAUGCCAGCCAAGCGUCGAAAGACGAUGCAGUGUGAGGGACCGCCGCUUUCGCUGGCCGACGCCGUGGGCAAGGCUGCCAAGGCCGCAGGGGUCAAGCCGGUCACCAGCGCAGAAAGCCUGGCCAGAGACCUGGAGAGGACUGAGGCACAGGAGGCCUACAGGCAGCAGAUCCAGUCCGACAUCCAGAAGAGGAUAAGAGAGGACCCUGAGUACAACCCUCAGCGGUUCCCGAACACGCACACUGCAUUCGAGGAGCGCUCCUAGUGCUAGCAGACUGGCCCCCCCUCCUCUGUCAACGUCUGAAACCGCGGGGGUUCGAGGGGGAGGUUCAGACGCCGUGUAGCCCCUGCCCUGCCGUGAAUCCAUUCAUUGUCCGUGGUGUUUAAUUAUUCCCCUCCGCCGGACUCUGGCUGUGUUGCAUUUUACUGCUGUUUGUUCUGAACCUUGAAUAAAGUACCACAGUCCAAAGCUG
Molecule: messenger RNA, 4051 nt
Organism: Pristis pectinata (smalltooth sawfish)
Lineage: Eukaryota; Metazoa; Chordata; Chondrichthyes; Rhinopristiformes; Pristidae
Product: large proline-rich protein bag6-like
Cellular component (GO): BAT3 complex
Molecular function (GO): polyubiquitin modification-dependent protein binding; misfolded protein binding
Source: RefSeq, a predicted model, not a curated record